Messenger RNA from Penicillium chermesinum, 2277 nucleotides. RefSeq lists its product as uncharacterized. The record is from RefSeq and is a predicted model, not a curated record. Lineage: Eukaryota; Fungi; Ascomycota; Eurotiomycetes; Eurotiales; Aspergillaceae. Bases 1 to 2277 code for a protein of 758 amino acids. The transcript is spliced from 6 exons.
AUGAGGGUGUCCCUGCAGCUGGGCUCCCUCGCUGUAGCCCUCUCGGCAGCCAACGCGAAACAUCUUCAACCCCGGUCAAACCCACCAGCAUGCAAUAACUCUGCCUCAACGCUAUCACUCACCGAGGCCCCCUACAACAACUACUUCUACUCAGACUGCAACGUCGCAGCCCAGGCCGUGAUAACAAGCCCCCAACAGGGGAGCGACCUUACGCGGAUCAGCCCACGACUCAUCGUAGCCUGGCCAGCCGGGAACAGUGGGAUAUGCACCUUCUUCGCGCCCCAAAAUGGCGAGAACGGCACGCUGGCCCUCGAGCUCGUCAACUCCACGGUCGGCAGCCCCCUCGGUCCAGUGUACAACGACUCGCUCAACACGGAGCAUCCUAGCGUCGGAAUACAAGGCGUCCUCCGCCUCAAUUCGUCCGCUACGCUCUCCACCGCAAUCCUAGGAAGCAUCCGAACCAUCCGCGACUUCGUCGAAGGCCCCAGCAUCCUUUACCCGGAGAUCCAAGACGCCGUGCAGUACACCUCCAGCGAGGGCCGCGUCUCCCUGAGCCGUCUCUGGCUCGACAACGUAACAACAACCAGCUUGACCUUCCAGCCAUGGGACAACAGCAGUUCCAGCAAAGCAAGUCUCUCCAAUCGUACUGUGUCCUUCGAAGCGGGCGAGUACCUCUUCGCCGCGCAGAUGAACUACCCCCAGUUAUCGCCACUGAAGCCCGAGGCCGUGCUGAUUGGCUCAGCCGUGAAUCUCACUACCACGAUGCCGGACCAGACUACCGCGCUUUCAUUCCUGUCGUACUCGGAGAAGCUGCUUGCGGGGGCGUGGCGAUUCCUUACGUACUUUGGGCGCGACUCGAUGAUCUCGGCGCUGUUGUUGGAGCCGGUGCUCAGGACGGGCAAUGGGACGGCUAUGGAGGCAGUGCUUGGGGCGGUGUUGGAGAGGGUGAAUCGGACUGACGGGAGUGUUUGUCAUGAGGAGACCAUUGGGGAUUAUGCCACCUGGAGUAAUGCACAGAACAAUGUCACGAGUACUGCCAUGCUCUGUGACUAUAAGAUGAUUGAUUCGGACUACUUCUUGCCGGUUUUGAUGCAGAAAUAUCUCCUAGAGGAUCCUGUGGGACAGAAGCGUGCCCGGGCCUUUUUCAACACACCAGCAGGAUCCAUCAACGCAGCAAAUAAGAAUUUGACUUGGGGCGAACUGGCUAUUAUAAAUGCAAAGCGCAUUAUGCGUCUUGCAGCCCCAUUUGCCAAUGAGCAAAAGAAGGGGAAUCUCAUCCAUCUUAAAGAAGGGCAGGUAGUCGGCCAAUGGAGAGAUAGUACCUACGGUAUGGCCUCGGACAAUCUUUUGCUAAAGGCAUCUAUUAAUAUUACCUUUAGGCAUUGGGGGGGGGGCCGUAUACCAUUCGACGUAAACACAGCCCUUGUUCCGGCUGCCCUUCGCUCGAUUGCUGCACUCUACGCCGAUCACAACCACUGGGCACGGCUAGCCGAUCAAUACGCGCAGACAUGGGAAGACAAGAGCCUCGAGUUCUUCGAGGUCAACGUCAUGCAAAGUGACGCCCGGGAACUUGUCGAGUCCUACAAAAAUAGGUCCGCCUUCGAAGGACCUUCGCAGUCCGCCUCCAUCGACACAGAUGUCACGUUCUACUCCCUCGCUCUGGAAGGAAACAAUCAUCUCGAAAAAGUCGCAGUCAUGAACACAGACGACUGCUACCGCCACUUCCUGCUCAACACAACCAACGACGACCAACUCUCCCGCCUCCUGAACUCCACCGCCACGAAUAUCCAGCGCACCUUCCCAGCCGGGCUCAUGACUGAUGCCGGCAUGAUCGUUGCGAACCCCGCCUUCGGAGCCGACCCCGUCUAUGCGCAGAACUGGACAACAGGCGCCUACCACGGCACGGUUGUGUGGUCGUGGCAGCUCGCUAUGAUGGCCAAGGGGCUGGAGCGACAACUUGGACGUUGCGAAGUUCGCAUUAUGAGCUCGAGGCGUUCAAGCGCGAAGCCUGCACCAGCACCGGGAUUCUGCACUGAUUCGUCGAUCUACGAUAACGUGGUGCGGGCGUAUAAUGCGCUUUGGGACUCUAUCGAGCAUAACUCGGCUCAGCUUUCUUCGGAGGUGUGGUCGUGGGUUUACCGCGAUGGGAAGUUCCAGGUUACCCAGCUAGCGUCUUUGCCUCCGCCGCCGGGUGCUGGAGGGCAAACCGAAUCUGAUAUCCGGCAGCUUUGGUCUCUGGCAUUCUUGGCUGUGACCCGUAAUGAGAAUUAUCGGUGA